GCCUGCCAUGAUCAAACCUGCGCAUUACCGGCCUACUCCGGUCCCGAUAAAAACAACACAGCAAGUGGUUUCCCAGCGCAGCGCGUAGUGUUGCACAACGAACGCGGUCGUCCUGUGUAUCCUUUGUUUGGUGAAGCGUAAAGUGUUCCCGUUUCGUGUUAUUCCCUACUCCACUCUUCUCAGUGAAUGCGUGCAAGCCUAGUGAGAUUUGCAAAAAUGGUAGUCAAACAUAAGGUGACCGGGUACGAGGAGUUCACAAAGCUUGCCGAAAGCUUGGAAAGUAGCGGCGAACCGGUCAACAUCCUGUUUACCGGCAGCAAAGAUGAGAACGGCGAAAGCUGGUGUCCGUACUGCGUGAAGGCCGCACCCGUCGUCACCAAAGCGUUGGACAGUGCGCCGGAGAAGAGCCAUUUCAUCACGGUUGAAAUCGAGCGUCCAUUCUGGAAAGAUCUGAACUGUCCUUACCGCAAGGACCCACGGACACAUCUGGUGUUUCUUCCCACGCUGCUAAGAUGGCGUUCGCCCCAGCGCUUGGACGGUUCCCAGUGUGCCAACGCCGAUCUGGUCGAAAUGUUGUUCCAGGAUGAGGAUUAAACCGCAGCGUAGUACCGGUGUAUCCCAUGUUGGGGGUUUUAUUUCUAUGUCUUUUGUAAGCGCCACCCGCAAGCGCGCCCUCAUCUACAAUUUCGAUACUUAUUGAUACAAUACGUUGUCCUUGCGUUUCAUUUCCCAUUCAACUAAUAAAUAACAGAAUGAAGUACGUA
This is a messenger RNA of Anopheles stephensi (Asian malaria mosquito), 764 nucleotides long. RefSeq names its product thioredoxin domain-containing protein 17. The coding region runs from base 187 to 594 and encodes 135 amino acids. Gene Ontology annotation, molecular function: protein-disulfide reductase [NAD(P)H] activity. Gene Ontology annotation, cellular component: cytosol. NCBI's taxonomy places the organism in Eukaryota, Metazoa, Arthropoda, Insecta, Diptera, Culicidae. The transcript is spliced from 3 exons. The record is from RefSeq and is a predicted model, not a curated record.